Molecule: messenger RNA, 1089 nt
Organism: Penicillium argentinense
Lineage: Eukaryota; Fungi; Ascomycota; Eurotiomycetes; Eurotiales; Aspergillaceae
Product: C6 transcription factor rosa-like protein
Exons: 4
Coding region: 1-1089 (362 amino acids)
Biological process (GO): regulation of transcription by RNA polymerase II
Molecular function (GO): DNA-binding transcription factor activity, RNA polymerase II-specific
Source: RefSeq, a predicted model, not a curated record
AUGAAUCGGCUUUGCGAUUACUCGGAUACGGUUUUCCUCGCCGAGGGGCACAACAGAAGACACCCGGAUCUCCUCAUGACUUGGAGAAUAAUGACCGAACUUCGACGAUGGCAUAUGACGGGUAUUGCGCCAUUGCCUCAUCUGCAGCUUGUCCCCGAAGGUUUCUGGGAUAAAUACACAGGAACUGAUUUGAGGCUUCUGCUUCACGUUACCCGAGUAUCUAUGGAUUUUGAACGUCGUGGUAUCAGUAACUGCAGCGUCUGGGUGCAGAAAAUGCCCACCUUUCUUGCAAUAGCGCUAGAAACACCGUUUGUGAUGAGCUCACUCCUGGCGUUUUCUGCUUCUCACAUGGCUUGGAUCACCCGAAACACCGAUACGAGUGAUUUAAUGCUCCAGUACAAAGGGUUUGCCUUAAACGGCCUACGAAGAUCUCUUCACAAAUUUUCUGAGAGUAUUUCUGAGGCAGUUUUGGCUGCUUCUAUCCUGCUUUUAUGGCAGGCAAACGAGUGGCAGGAAUGGGUUUCACUCCAGUGUGGAAUCACGAGUGUUCUCAAAGCCAUGUCACCAGCUAUCAAGCGUCGAUCUGAGCUAGCCAUGUUUCUGGAUCAGCAGAAUAGUAACAAGCAUGGCUAUUCUUUGGAGAUUUUCUGUGGCUCUGGUCCUACCAUCCUAGACACGCUCACCGCCGAUUUGCUCGAUAUGGAGUAUUCAUUAGCCCACCAACUUCAUGGUUCAUACAUUAGUGAACUAUUGCAGUUCAUCCAGAACAUACAAUGUGGUGGUCCCUUUGCCGAUAUUGAAGAGGCAUUCGAUAGACUGCGUCCGCUAAAGACGUGGCUCCUUUGGCUGCCGCCAGCUCUUUUCGCUGAACAAGAGGAAGUGAGCGCACUUAUUAUACUCUCGCAGUAUUAUACGGCCGCGGUGGCCAUUACAUCAACCUUCCAUUUUCCUGACCUCGAAGACCUUUAUCUUGGAAGCCUAUCCCUUUCCCCGCUUGCAUUCGUUCAAGAAAUCCUUCGCGUGAGAGUCAUCAUGCCCGUGCACCAAGAAGACGGGCUCGUCGAAGGGAACAGUCAUUUCGUGCAGUGA